GACAGCCAGUAUAUUUAUCAUGGUAAUGAGUCUCUGAUGAAGUGAUAGACCCUAAAACUUGAGUGCUCGCUAAAUCCAGAUCCAGUCUUUGCAGCCGAGAUGUCGUCGUUUUAUUGGCUUGUGCUACUGGUGUGCAUCUGUCCACAAGUUUCAGGCCAGUGCUCCAGAAAGGUCUUCGAAGCAGACGAAUUAGAAGCUAUGAACCAAGUCAAAGAAACGGAGACGCAGCUCGCUCAACUAGUGGCCCUGCACAGCAACAAUCACACGAAGUUUCUUCAUAACACUGAAAAAUCCUUUCUCAGGAUGUUUCGUUCCUCCACUGGCUUUAUGUACGGCGCGUACAGGUUCCUGUUGUCCCGCUAUGACGUGAACAAUUUCUACACUGCUGGCAUCUCUUGCGCUCUCUUCGGAGGUCACCUUCCUGAGAUAUUCCACAUGGAGAUGUAUAGGUAUCUCGUGAAGAACCUGAAGGGAAACGGGCGAAUCACGUGCAUAAUACUGGGAACCACAAAGAGGAACGAUAACUUGUGGCGAAACUCUUUCCCGGAGGACGAGGCCAUAACCGAGUUCAUCAACGGCCAGCCCACCAAACGUAAAGGGUUCACAUUUGUGGAGAUGCGACGAGACCAGGCGUUUAAAAUGGUGGAGAGACGCAGCUUUACAACUUAUGACUGCCAACUCAUGUGUCAAAUACCAAAGUAAUCAGUCACUAAUAUUCCAAACUCUUCUAAUGUUUCUCUAUAUGUGUGUCUUAAUGUCUUGUCUUUAUGUCUGCCUUUCUUUGAGCGAAAAUGAUCUCCUCUAAUUUAAAAACAUAAAUAAAAAGAAUUAGUUGAAAGUGUU
This is a messenger RNA of Biomphalaria glabrata, 843 nucleotides long. RefSeq lists its product as uncharacterized. Bases 100 to 702 code for a protein of 200 amino acids. The transcript is spliced from 2 exons. Lineage: Eukaryota; Metazoa; Mollusca; Gastropoda; Planorbidae. The record is from RefSeq and is a predicted model, not a curated record.